Molecule: messenger RNA, 1056 nt
Organism: Salvia miltiorrhiza (redroot sage)
Lineage: Eukaryota; Viridiplantae; Streptophyta; Magnoliopsida; Lamiales; Lamiaceae
Exons: 2
Coding region: 1-1056 (351 amino acids)
Source: RefSeq, a predicted model, not a curated record
AUGGAAUGGUUUGAUGAUACUUCGUCGUCUUCCUCCGACGAGGUAGCGCAGGCGAUCAUCGAUGAGAUCCAGGAGCACAAACAAUUGCUUGCUCAAAUGUACUACCAACUGGCGCUGGAACAUGUUGUUCAUCACCGACAAUACGUCCACUGUGAUCGUGAGGCUGCCCAUUUACGUCUUAUACAAGACUACUUCAACGACAAUCCGACGUACGAGCCUACAUUUUUUCGACGUCGUUUUCAGAUGCAGAAGGAGUUGUUCUUGCGCAUCGUCGAGGCUGUUCAAGGUGGAGAUACUUACUUUCAGAUGAGCCAUGAUGCACGAGGUAGGGACUUUCUCACACCUUUGCAGAAAUGCACGAAUUUCCCAAAGGCGUGGCACGACGCAUAUACAUGCGGUGAUCAAGAGGAGCCCACCUUGAUCUUGGAGGCCGUUGCAUCCCACAAUUUGUGGAUUUUGCAUGCCUUCUUUGGUGUCGCCGGUUCGAACAACGACAUCAACAUUCUGAACCAGUCGCCUCUGUUCUCCGACGUGUUGGAUGGAACGGCGACGCCGGUCCUCUUUGAGGCCAACCAGCGCUACUGCCAGAUGAGCUACUAUUUGUGUGACGGUAUAUAUCCAGAGUGGCGCUGCUUCGUCAAGAGUCCGCUGAUGGCGACCAAUCCAAAGGAGGCCAGGUUCAAGAAGGUGCAAGAAUUGACACAAAAGGAUGUUGAACGUGCCUUUGGAGUUUUUCAAGCUCGAUGGAGAAUCAUUCGAAGUCCGGCGAGAGGAUGGUACGUCAAGAAUUUCAAGGAAAUCAUGAUGUGUUGCAUCAUUCUCCACAACUUGAUUGUGGAGAACGAAGGUGAAAGAGUUGCCCAUUGGAGAGAUGACAACGCAGGACAUGGGGCGUUUAGCAGCGACUCGUCCGAGAGUGCUCGAACAACCCCGAUUUGCUUUGAGGAAUACGUGCAAAGAAAUGCAAUACUCCGAGAUAGACAUAUACAUGCUCAGCUCCAACGUGAUUUGAUCGAGCACGUUUGGGCACGUUUCAGACCUCUAGAUCCGGAAUAG